CUCUACUUCUGUUCCUUUUCCGGUCAUUCUUCUGCGCGUAUUAGGGUUCCACUCCUCUCCUUCGACCGGUCGUCGCUCUCGGGAGAAGGAGAAAUAUUUGCACUGAAUCUAGGCAGCGGCGAACAAGGGAUUCGAGCGCGAUGAAGCUAACGGUGAAGACGCUCAAGGGCACCCAAUUCGAAAUCCAGGUUCAGCCCAACGACACGAUUAUGGCCGUGAAGAAAAAUAUCGAGCAUGUACAAGGAAAAGACAAUUAUCCAUGGGGGCAACAAUUGCUGAUUCACAAUGGAAAAGUUUUGAAAGAUGAAACUACACUGGAAGAUAACAAAGUUAAUGAAAAUGGUUUUCUAGUUGUCAUGCUUAGUAAGAGUAAAGCUGCAGGUGUUGGUGGAGCAUCAUCUGCGCAGCCCUCAGCAACUUCUACAGUCCAGCAUCCCGCUGCUGAACAGACUCCACCAUCAGUUCCACCACAAGCUCCGCCACAAACUCAGGCCCUAGAGAGUUCCGCAACUGGGCCUGGUGGACCCCAAGGACCAAAUGCACAGGUAUCUGCUGAUGCCUAUGGUCAAGCUGCAUCCAGUUCAAUUGAAGAGAGUAAACUUGAGCAGAUGGUUAGUCAAUUGAUGGAGAUGGGUGGUGGUAACUGGGAUAGAGAAACAGUUCUGCUUGCCCUUCGUGCUGCUUGCAAUAACCCGGAGCGUGCUGUGGAGUACCUAUAUUCUGGUAUUCCAGCAACAGCAGAAAUUGCAGUUCCAGCUUCUCCUUUCUCUUCAUCUCAGGCAUCUCCCCAAGGAGCCAGUGCACCUGAUGUAGCUGCUUCAGGUCCUCUCUUUGGGGUACCAAACUCGUCUCCCUUGGAUAUGUUCCCACAGGGCAAUACUGAUCUUGGAGUGGGUGCUGGAGGUGGAUAUCUUGACUUCCUCAGAAACAACCAACAGUUCUUAGCCUUGCGAGCUAUGGUUCAAGCAAAUCCGCAAAUUUUGCAGCCAAUGCUUCAGGAACUCAGCAAGCAAAACCCUCAGCUAUUAAGAUUAAUACAGGAGCAUCAUGCCGAGUUUCUUCAGUUAAUAAAUGAACCUGUUGAUGAAGGUCUUGAAGGGGAUCUUUUUGAUCAGCCUGAGGAAGACGAGAUGCAACAUACAGUAAAUGUGACGGCUGAAGAGCAGGAGGCAAUCGGACGACUUGAAGCAAUGGGUUUUGACCGAGCUAGAGUUCUCGAAGCAUUCCUAGCGUGUGACAGGAAUGAGCAGUUGGCAGCAAACUAUUUAUUGGAGCAUGCAGGUGAUGAAGAUUGAAGGGAACUGGGAUUCAUCAAUUCACCACCCAACUUUUGAAAGACAUGGAUUUCUCUGUGAAACGUAAUCCCGCAGAAGUUGGAGAACAUCCGGAAUCUGGAUGGUCAUCUAAUUUAACAGACACUGAGGCUUAAUCACUUGGUUACUCCUCUAGAGAAAAAUUGUACUUUGGAUGCAGAGAAAAACUGUAGUGCAAACAUAGACAUUAGACCUUAUUCAUAAUAUUCUUUUUAAACAGCUAAUUUUUUGUAAAAUGCUGUUGUCAGUCAAUGAGCUCAUCUUUUUUGGAUAUUUAAACUUUUUUUUUUAACAUCAUUUGUUGCUCGAU
This is a messenger RNA of Musa acuminata subsp. malaccensis (wild Malaysian banana), 1623 nucleotides long. Lineage: Eukaryota; Viridiplantae; Streptophyta; Magnoliopsida; Zingiberales; Musaceae. The record is from RefSeq and is a predicted model, not a curated record.